AUGGAACAUUCAGAGAAGAGCAAAAAUUUUAAGUCAUAUUUUACACCAGCAGUGGCGGGUGCAAUAGCAGGUGUAUCAGUUGAUGUGACUCUUUACCCCUUAGAUACACUGAAAACUAGAUUACAAAGUCAACAGGGUUUUUACAAAGCCGGUGGCUUUAGUGGUGUAUAUAGAGGUCUUUUAACAGUGGCUACAAGUUCUAUGCCUACAACUGCACUAUUUUUUGUAUCAUAUGAAGCCACAAAAAACAUAUUCCAGCCAUUAGUUUCACCUCAAUUUGCUCCCAUAGUGCAUAUGCUUGCAGCAAGUGUAGGAGAAGUGCUAGCCUGCGUAAUAAGAGUCCCCACAGAAAUAGCAAAGCAAAGAAAACAAACCUACACUGGAACAGAGAAACGAAGCAGCAUUCGGAUACUUGCACAUGCCUUCAAAACAGAAGGGCUUCGGAAAGGUGUGUACAGAGGGUUCCUAUCAACAGUACUGAGGGAUCUACCGUUCAGUUUCAUAGAGCUGCCGUUGUGGGAGCUGUUGAAGACAAUGGUCAGGGAGAGGAAUAAUGGAGAGAUUAGCACAUUCCAGAGUGCAGUCUGCGGUUCUAUAGCGGGUGGCGCUGCGGCGGCUGCCACCACGCCACUCGACGUCGCCAAGACUCGCAUCAUGCUGGCGGAGGGCGGAGCCCGGCGCAUCGCCCCCGUGUUGCGCGAUAUCUACCUGCAAACCGGCCUCCGGGGGCUCUUCGCAGGAGUAACACCACGGGCCUCCGCCUUCUUCUUGGGAGGAUUUGUGUUCUUCGGUGUUUAUGAUGAUAUGAAGAAACUAUUUGAACAGUACUGUGAUAGA
Messenger RNA from Brenthis ino (lesser marbled fritillary), 837 nucleotides. NCBI's taxonomy places the organism in Eukaryota, Metazoa, Arthropoda, Insecta, Lepidoptera, Nymphalidae. The record is from the annotation of a GenBank genome assembly.